Messenger RNA from Pleuronectes platessa (European plaice), 2408 nucleotides. It is a transcript of the gene c18h6orf136, whose product is annotated as chromosome 18 C6orf136 homolog. The transcript has 7 exons. The coding region runs from base 331 to 1611 and encodes 426 amino acids. The record is from RefSeq and is a predicted model, not a curated record. NCBI's taxonomy places the organism in Eukaryota, Metazoa, Chordata, Actinopteri, Pleuronectiformes, Pleuronectidae.
CAGCUUCCGCUGACACCGGAAGUCUCACUGCAAGCUGCCGCUGGCUGCCACAAUUUGAGUUUGCUGUCACUGGGGCAAGGACACGCAGGGCUGCAAUGACAUUGUGCAAGUUAGCUAAGUAGUCCUUACUAGCUCGUUACUAACGUCAAGCCGCUGGUUACCACUCUAUAAAAUAUGUCAUGGAGAUGCGCUGGCUGAACCUCUGUCGGUCUUAACAAGGUUUUCGUCCGCAACAGGUCUCAAGGACAUAGUGUCUGUGUCUUUGCAGUGUCCUCUGUGCUGUGGGUGAUGCUCUGCUGGUGACUGCAGUUGCCGUGGCCCUGGUAGUGAAUGGCUGUGUGCAGAGGUGUUCUUGCUUUCUGGAUGGGUUGUGUUGGCAGCCAUGGCAGAAGGCAACUCAUCAAAAAACGGAGCUGGACCCUAAACCAGGCAGUCAAUUGGUUUUGGAUCCCUCAAACACGCCCCCUGAGCAGUGCAUCAUGGGCCCUGGAACCCCCCAACAGCCUGCGAUAUCAGAACAUUAAGCAGCCAGUGCUCUCCCACCCAUUCCACAAUGUCAGCCAUCUUCAGAGAGAAGGCUACUAUGAGGAGGACUUGGAGGAGUUUCUCAGAGUGUGUGUGCUGUUGCAACAGGGUGAGUCAGAUGGUCUCCACACCCUGCUGGAAAUCCCUCUAUUCAGUCACAUUAAACUCAGAGAGAUCCUUGCUCUGGGGGCUCACAAAUCCUCUGAGUUCUCCUUUCCCCUAACCAUGGUGAAUGGCAGCAGAGAGGAUGAUAUCAGCAUGGACAGCUUUAAGAAAGAACGAACCGAUGCUAUAACGAGAAAACAAGGCUGUUUUAGGAGCCUGUUUGAAGCGGAGAGGUGUCCUGCACCGUUCGUGUGCGGCUCCCACUAUUAUUGCUUCCAUUGUCCGGGCACAGAACCUGUGGCUUGCAGUGAGCUGAAAUCUAAGAGGCUGGGUAUUGGACUUGAUGAAAAGCCUGUGGAGCUACCUCUUCUGCAUCCUACCACUCUGUGUAGCCAUACAGAGAGAGAAGAGGAUGGAUAUACUAAAGGAGACACUGAAGAAGAGGAGAAGUUGGCUGUCAUGUAUGAAAGACUGGGUAUAGAGCUUCCAAGUUUCUUUAUAAAGAACCAUGAUUACACCAUGUACUCAAAGGAUAUAGAAUUCCUCAAUGGCCUCAUGAAUACCAAGACCAGAGGCCGUGUGCUGUACCAGUUAAUCCUCUCCCUGUGGCGCCUACUGUGUGUGUUUUACUACUCUGAGGCUCAGUUGGAGGUGCUGAAGCUCACCAAACACAUGGAGGACAGAACCAUUAAGGCCCGCUGGAGGAUUAGGGGCCUGCCCUUCCACUCUGUGCUGCGCUUCUAUCGCAAAGACAAAUCUCACCUUUAUAGGUCAUAUGAUGCAUUUUCUACAUUCUACAUUGGACAGGAUGGACUCAUUCAUUGUCAUAAAGUUGAAAAGAUGAUGCCAGCUCAGCCCCCUGUCGCGCCCAGGAUAACUUCCCUCAUGGCGGGGGCGGUGGCUCUAGGGGUGCAGGAGCAUCGACCUGCUCUCAACCUGUUGCCCCUCUUCCUUUCCUCGCUGCGACAUACCAGAAACUAAACCAAGGAUAACCAUUGGAAGAAUAUUGGCUUGUGUAAUCAACAAUAUGUCCAAGGUUUAUGUGACUCAAAAGUUUCAUUAAUUUUCAACAGAGGGACACAAUAAAAAUGGGUUAAACAUUCUGUUCUAAAAUGUAGUUGCCUCCUGCUCUCUUCUAUGUAAUUACAGUUUAGAUAUUAUUGUGUAAUCUUAACACAGUAUCCACAGUCUCAUGGUUGUCAUCUCUACCAGUCAGUCUACUGCUAAUGUUGGAAAAACUAUUUCAAAUUUGAGAAUGUAAAACUCAACAUUUCUGUUUCGGCCUUGACUAGGUCUUUAUGCCUAGUUUAUACUCGCAUGCCAGAAAUUUGGUAAUUUCCACUGGUGUGUGCCUAGGUUUCAGCUUCAUUUCAUCUAGUCGCGGACCUUUCAGUGAGUCUGUGAAUGGGCCAGUCUCUACAGACAUUUUUAUGCACUCACAUGGCUCCAGGAGGUAGAUUGCAAGGGGUAAGAUUAGGCAUUCUGCAAGAAACUAUGGAAAAAGUUCUGCAACUGGUUUGUCAAGGCUAAGAAGCACCCACACUGCCUUUUUCUCGGGAUUUAGUUCUAUUUUUCUCAGUGGCGAUAGCUACAGUGCCUUGCAUAAGUAUUCACCCCCUUUGGACUUUUCUACAUUUUGUCAUGGUAUAACCACAGAUUAAAAUUUAUUUCAUCGUGAGUUUAUGUAAUGGACCAACACAAAAUAGUGCAUCAUUUGGAAGUGGGGGGAAAUAUUACAUGGAUUUCACAAUUAUUUACAAAUAAAAAUCUGAAAAGUG